Molecule: messenger RNA, 701 nt
Organism: Candidula unifasciata
Lineage: Eukaryota; Metazoa; Mollusca; Gastropoda; Stylommatophora; Geomitridae
Source: the annotation of a GenBank genome assembly
AUGUCAAUUUUGCAAGAUAAAAAACUAGCAAUGAAGAAAAAGACAGACGGUAAAAAGUCUUCAGUGAGGCGCCAGCCCGUGAAUUUGCUGCGGAUGCACGGAAACACAAAGUGGCACGAGGCCUGUAACGAGGUCUACCAGCUGGUCAAAAGUGAACAGGAUAUCAACUUGAAGGGCGAGCCGGUCGACGUGAAGCCCAUCCAGGACAGACGGGCAGCUUUUGAAGGGCUUGUCAUGAAAUACAUUCGGUAUGUGAAGUCCUUCAACAUGCUUUGUGACUGCUACAAGUGGCUGGUGCACCCCCAGAAGAGAACACUGUUGAGAAGAUGCAUAGAAGCCGUGGCUGGGCGAAUCUGUGAGAUCAAGUGGGAAAUGGUCAACUUGGACAAAUGUCUGUUCAUCUGUUUUGAUGACAUACUGAUCGAUCUGGGACUCACACCGGCUGACCUCAAACUGGAGCUGCCCAAGUACAUGCUGUCAGAACGAUUCCGAAUUUUGCAAAUGAGAGAACGACUAUUGGCCAUGAUGAUUGAGCGGAUUAAAAGCAUAGAAAACCCACAAUUGGAUGACAUCAUUUGCCAAGUGCAGGAUUCCUCGCUUGAAUCAUCUGUGGAAGAGUUUUCGACCGAGAAAUCGGAACCCCCAAAUGAUAAUACGUCCCAGGCUUCAUUGGAUGGACAGGAUCGUCCAGUGGAUGUCAA